Lytechinus variegatus (green sea urchin) is the source of this 2028-nucleotide messenger RNA. Its product is annotated as testis-specific Y-encoded-like protein 2. Bases 260 to 1555 code for a protein of 431 amino acids. The transcript has 5 exons. Lineage: Eukaryota; Metazoa; Echinodermata; Echinoidea; Temnopleuroida; Toxopneustidae. The record is from RefSeq and is a predicted model, not a curated record.
GUUGCUGAAGCGAAAAAUGUUAGUUGCAAACCAGUCGUUCGCUACGGAAAGGAGUUUCAAAGAAAGCCAAAUCACCAUGUCGACGACAAGAGAUCUUUCGGAAAGCCUGGACUUGCUUCAUCUCAUCAUGUCUGGCGGAAAUCGUGCGCCAUUGAAGAAGGAGUUGAUUACUGUGCUGGGAACAUUAGACGUUGUGGAUACCACGGUGUUUGUAUGAACACGGCCCAAAACGGUUACCAAUGUCAGUGUGAAUGCGAUCAUGAAGGAGCCAAUUGUUCAACAAAUCUUUCAAGGCAAUAUGUACAACGCAAUUACCAAGAACGUAUUGGCCAGACAUCUGCGCAUCUUGUAUGUGCCUGGAACAUCGCAUGAAACAAUGCAAUUCGAACUCUACGGUAUAUUCGGAGGAGGACCAUCUUUGAAAGUGAGCACAUCUCCCGGUUAUCCCGAUAAGAGGAUGGUCUUAUUCCAUCCACCGAUAUUCUCAGAUAACUCCCUUGUCAUCUUCACGGUUCGAGCCUCGCGUGAAGCGAUCCUUAUCUCUUGUCACCAUCCAUUCGGCCUCCAAAAGACGAACCACUCCAGUCGCUGUUCUGAAAUAUCAUUCUAUCGGGGUUGCCGUAGGAACGAAGUCUCUUUGAGGUUCUUCAACAAUACGAAGCGAGAUAAACCAGUAUCUUCCGAGACUCUUCGUUGGGAAACAGAUGUCGAAAAUGAAGACGAGCCGCAAAGAAUCUCGGUAUCUUGGAGGAAGCUUAAUAACAGUCAUGAAGAUAUUUCCUUGACACGAGGCAUGGAGGUCAUUUCAGUUUUUCGUGUUUGGGCUGGGCCGAGAACCCACUUGAGAUAUAUCGGGGUAUCCGAAAGGCCGCUUGGCGACAGUGCACCUACUACUGAUGAGGAGCUAGGGGAAGAGGCAAAAGAGGAAACUGAUGCUGUCAGUGCAGCUUUUGCUGCUGCUGCUGCUGCUGAUGAUGAUGAUGAUGACGGAGAGGAAGAGCAUGGGAGUGUUGGUGGCGAAAGGGAAGGUGAUGAUGUGGACGAUGGUGGUGCUGCCGCCGAUAAUGAUGAUAAUCGUGAUAAUGGUCAAGGUGGUGGUGAUGAUGGCGGCGGAUAUGGUGAUGAUGACGGGAAGAAAGAUCAUGACGGUGCUGCUGGCGACAAAGAAGGCGCCAAUGACGACGAUGGUGGUGCUGCCAGUGGUAACGGUGAUAAUGAUCGAAGUGGCGGUGAUGAUGUCGAUGGUUAUGAUGAUGACGGGGAGGAAGGUUACGGGUAUGCUGGUGAAGGCGACAAUGUCGACCAUGGUGAUGUUGACGCUGAUUACAGUGGGCAUGGUGGUGUUGGUGGUGAUGAUAGAAAUAAUGAUGAUGUCACUAACCCUGAUGUUUCUAACAAUGAUGGUGGUUAUGGUAACAGUGAAAUUGCUGCUGAUUCUGUUGUUGAUGAUGAUACUGGGUACCUUGAUGGUGAGCUUGCCUGCGAUGCUGAUGAUGUGACCACUUUUGAGACAAAUGACUGGGAAUUCGACUUUCCUGGGAUCUGCAUUUGCUGACGGUGCAACUUAAUCCACUGUAAUCAAGGACUUCAAGGACUUAAAUGCACACAUUUACUAUCAAUAAGAAUUUCCAGUAAUUGAUUCAAAUGCACUUUAAAUUAAAAACUGAGUAGACACGUAAGUCAUUUUAAUAUCUAGAAAGAAUGGUUAUUUGACAUGAUUAAAAUGUUCUGAAUCUGUAAACACGUUGGUCAUUUGACAUUGCAGAAAUAUAUAAUAAGUAUAGACAUUUUGGCCACCAUGCAUGCAUUGCCAGAAUAUUCAAAGUCUGGACAGUUUAGUCACUUACAUUACAAAACAUUCUAAGUGUUAUAUAGAUAUACAAUGUAUUGCCCUUUUGUAUUAUUACACUUGUCAUGCUUGUGGCAAUUUUCUCAGUGUGUUUUUGGUAAUUUCAAUUUUGAAAAUAGUCAAGUAUGGCCCAUUUGGUCAUAUUCUAUGUUCAGGCAGGUUUGUAAUAUCAUUGUAGG